AUGGCGAAUGGGAUGGAGGAACUCUGGACCAGGUUUCAAGAAUGGCUCCAAGAAGUGCAAAAGGAUGCGCCCAUGGAUCUGUGGCUCCAGGCAGUGAUCCUCCUCUUCCUCUGCGCGGGGUUCAAUGCGACCUCCUGGCUCCUGGGGACGAAGAAAGCCUCAGGCGCCGCGCAGAAGCCAAGUCCUCCGAAGCACGCCGAAGCACCCAGCCGACCUUCGCCGAAGGUGCGCGAGGUCGAGGCGCCCGAGGUGAAGCGACCUGGGCCAAGCCUGAGCACCUCGGGGUCCUUGGAAACCACACAGGUCUGGCAGAAGGCCGUGGGGUACGAUCCCUAUGCAGGUGAAGGAGAAGCUCAAGCAGAGGGCUUGGGGCCCGGGGAGAUCAACUCUUCGGCCAAGGGCUUGUUCCGCCUGGCACAGCUCACAGGACAUUCGAGCACCAUUGCACCUGGAGCCUGUAAGAGGUGCGGCUCGGUGGGGCACCUCUACUUCCAGUGCCGGAACAUGUUCACGCUGCGGAAGGAAGAGAAGAAGCUGGACCAGUUUGUAGAAGACGAUGAUGACGAGGAUGAAGCCAGCGAAGCUCUGCCGAGCUCCGAGGAUGACAGCGAUGACAGCGACAGCGACGAUUCCGAUGACUCCGACGAGGAGAUCCGCGCGCGAGUCUUCCUCGCCGGGCGGCUGAGGGAUGAUGACCAAAACCGCCGAGGGAGCGUCCAGUUCACACAAGAAGAAGAAGAGGACUCCGGGCUGGGACGCCCGCUCUUCGCAACGCCCCAAGCGAAAGAAGCGCCCCAAACGAAGCUGAAGAAAGAACUGCAGCUCUCCGGAGACUUGAUGCAGUUUGCAGUGGAGAACAAGCAAACCCCUCAGGAGGUGAAAGAGAAGCAAAAGCUGCUAUCUCUCUUCCUGGAGAUUGCCAGGAAUAGUACCCGAACGCUGAAGGCUUUGCAGAAUCGCACGGCCUCGAUCUCCAUGUUGCCCUUCGGCUCCUGCGUCACAGGCUGCGGUGCCCGAGGUGCUGAUGUGGAUGCGUGUGUCUUCUUCGAGGAUGCGGCUCCACCAGACAGAAAUGUGCUGAGAAGAGUACAGAAGUGGGUGAGCAAGGGGCGCUAUGCCAAGUCGGAGUUCAUCCCCUCCUGGGGCAUUCCACUUCUGAAGGUUGUGCGCCGUGGAGUGGAUUUGGACCUCAGCUGCAACAACGUGAUCCCGGUCUUCAACACCUUCCUCUUGAGGAGCUACGUGGAAAUCAUGCCAGAGCUGGCCGUUCUGGCCAUGGCGGUGAAGUGCUGGGCCAAGAGGCAAGAGGUCGGCUCCGUGCUGGACGGCGGCCUCUCGUCCUAUGCUUGGACAUUGCUGAUCGUCUACUACCUGCAAGUCUGCCAUGGGCUUCCAUCGCUGCACAAGGGGUCAACGAUCCCAACGGAGAAGUGCUGGGUCUACUGGGAGAGGAGGGUGAAUAAGAAGGGCAAGGAGAGGAAGCCAAGACGACGGAUCUUUGACUUGAACUUCAAGUUAACAUCCAGGAGGUCGAACCACAGCGAGUCGUUGGGCGCGUGGUUUCAAGGCUUCUUCGACUUCUAUGCAAAUGACUUCGACUGGAAGGAGGAGGUGGUCUCCGUCCGCUGUGGACGACGACUCCAGGUGGAGGAUCCCAGCUUCGCAGCACUCAAGGUCGAUCGCGCGAAGGACUUGCAGAUCGAGGACCCGGUGGAAAUUAGCCGCAACUUGAACUUCGCGUUGACGAAGGCCGGCCGGAUUCCAACGCUGAUCCAGAGGGCGGCGAAGGUCUUGAGAAACGGCCAUUUGCAGACGCUGUUGGAACCGGGCACGAAGGCGAAGCAAAGAGCUCCACUGGAGUGGCCCGAAGUCAAGGAGAUCCUCCGGAAGAGUCGGCUAAGUUGGCCGUCGCUCAAGACGAUUCCCCAGCAGACGGCCCGGCGGCUGUGA
Molecule: messenger RNA, 1950 nt
Organism: Durusdinium trenchii
Lineage: Eukaryota; Dinophyceae; Suessiales; Symbiodiniaceae
Source: the annotation of a GenBank genome assembly